AUGCCUUUCACAAAAUCUCACAGCCUCAAUUCCGAUGGUUAUGCUUCACAAACAGCCUGGCGUGACAUUCAGAAGUUUCUUCCCCAAAGUCUCCAUUUCACGGCUGAGCACUGUCCUGUGGAAGAGUGGUGGGAGCACAAGGGAUACAGACUCCAUCUGGACCGAUGGCGCAACGCAACAGCCAAAAUCCGGUUGAUCCUCCACCACGGCGUUGGAACCAAUGGCCGCCAAAUGUCAAUGAUUCUCGGAGUGCCCCUGCACAAGGCCGGCUUCGAGCUUGUCGCCAUCGACAUGCCUGGCUACGGCUGCACGGAGGCACCUGCUGGCCAAGUCUGGUCAUACGACGACUGGGUGCAAUUAUCGAGCGAUUUCAUCGACCACGAGCUGGAGGCCGAUCCGCGGCCCAUUGCCCUCUACGGCUUAAGUGCUGGUGGAAUGCUGACCUACCAUUCUGCCGCUCUCAACCAGAAGGUCAAAGGCAUCAUUGGCAUGACUUUCCUUGAUCAGCGCAUCCAGCAAGUCGCUGACACUACAGCGAGGAACCUUUUCAUGAGCCGUAUCGGACUGCCCUUUACUCGCGCUGCAAACGCAACAGGUUUCGCGCGCGCCAAGAUACCCAUGGCACUCGCAAGCAAAAUGUCAACGCUGGUAAACAAUGAGGACGCGUUACGGAUAUUCUUAAGCGACAGCACCUCAGCAGGGUCAGCAGCCUCGAUGCGUUUCUUAGCGACUUACUCGCAGUAUGAACCGGCCAUAGAGCCAGAAGCCUUUGACUUGUGCCCUGUGCUUUUGACCCAACCUUUGCUAGACCGAUGGACACCUUUGGAGUUGAGUAAGCUAUUCUUGUCUUCUAUUACCAAGGUGCCUGUACAAACUGUAGAGCUUGAAAACGCAGGUCAUUAUCCCCUCGAGGAACCUGGGCUACAGCAAAUGGCAGAUGCUAUUAUUGAAUUUUUGAACAAAUUGAGCUUUUAA
Molecule: messenger RNA, 975 nt
Organism: Trichoderma gamsii
Lineage: Eukaryota; Fungi; Ascomycota; Sordariomycetes; Hypocreales; Hypocreaceae
Exons: 1
Coding region: 1-975 (324 amino acids)
Source: RefSeq, a predicted model, not a curated record